Molecule: messenger RNA, 3923 nt
Organism: Cyprinus carpio (common carp)
Lineage: Eukaryota; Metazoa; Chordata; Actinopteri; Cypriniformes; Cyprinidae
Product: heterogeneous nuclear ribonucleoprotein U-like protein 2
Exons: 15
Coding region: 211-2349 (712 amino acids)
Cellular component (GO): membrane
Molecular function (GO): protein binding
Source: RefSeq, a predicted model, not a curated record
ACGAUCAGCGUCCUCCCGAUAGCCAAUCAGCGCUCAGUCCACUCUCUUGAAUCCUCUCCAGCGGGUCGUCGUGUGUUUUGGUAGAUAAGAGUGAGAAAAUUCCCAAAAAGUUUCAAGAGUGCGCCUAACUGGCCAACCGUGACUAAAUAACAAGAUCCAGCGCGGGCAAAAGUUUCAGUUUAAACGUGGAUUUCACGGCUCUCUCUGAAAAUGCUGUUAGCGGAAGUGAAAAGGCUGAAAGUGGCCGAGUUGCGUGCGAGGUUAACGCAGCGAGGACUGGACUCCAGAGGCCUGAAGGCCGAGCUGGUGGUCAGGCUGAUCUCUGCGAUCGAAGCCGGCGUGGAGCCCAUCAGAAGUGGAGACGAGGGGGGAGCUGGUCGUGAAACGACGAGUACAGAGCCAGCAGAAGAGCCGCAGAAGUCUCACUCCCCGCAAUCUGAGCAGUGCGUUAGGACGCGCUCUCCGCUGUGCGUCGCUCCUCCUCACAAGAGCAUGACUGCCUAUACUGAUCAAAGCACACAGACUGACCCGCUUCAGCUGUGCUCGUGCUCGUGCACUGCCCCGAUAGCCAUCGCGAAGGCCGUUAUAUCUGGAGAGGAGACACAGCAUCCAGCCGCGGAUCUGCAUCCCGUCGCCUUGGCAACCGCUGCUACGGAAGAUGCGGAGUCAGGAUGCUCAGCAUCAGUCUUGGCCAUUUCAGAGCCGGAGGCAGCACAGCAGCAAGAGCAGUUGCUGCGUAGACUUUCAGAAGGACCUGAGACAGAGGACUCCACCCCAGAGCAGAGCAGGGAGCUCAAGAGGCCUUGUGAGGAGAGAGGCCGAGACUAUUACGAGUUCAAAGAGGACGUUCAUUACAACAGAGCUAAAACACCAGAGCUGCUGCCGGAGCCCGAGGAAGAAGCUGAAAUAGAUUUUGAAGAUGUUCGACUGGAUUCCUAUAACUGUGACCUGCAUUUUGAGGUGGACUCUGAUGGACGCAGCGGUCAGCCGCUCUUCUGGGAGACCUUCCCUCUUCUUUGGUCGGGGUGCAGGAUGACCCAUGGAUUUUGUCAAGGGAAGGUCGGAUUCGAAGCCAAGUUUGUGAAGCGCCUGUCAGCUCCUGCAUUAGACCCGAGCGGUGACCCUCAUGUGCUCAGAGUGGGCUGGUCUGUGGACAACACAAGCUUUCAGCUAGGUGAGGUGGAGCUGUCAUAUGGUUUUGAUGGACGGGGGAGGAUAGUUACUGGAGGAAAGGAAGAGGCCUUCGGUGAGCCGUUCACAGAAGGAGAUGUCAUCGGUUGCUAUGCAUUCAUCAGCGAGUCAGGAGAAGCGACGCUGUCAUUUCACAAGAAUGGACGUUCUCUUGGAGCGGCGUUUCACCUGAGCUCUUCUACUCUCGGAGGUCGAGACCUCUUUCCCCAUGUGCUUUGUAAAAACUGUUCAGUUUCUGUAAAUCUGGACCCAGAAGCUCCGUGGCAGCCUUCUCCGGCUGGUUUCUGCACGCUGCUCACACUUCCUCCCGGUCAGAGGACUCGAGCGCCUCUGCCCACAGCAUCCAAGAGUGAAUGUGAGGUGUUGAUGAUGGUGGGUCUGCCGGGUUCUGGGAAAACCCACUGGGCUCAGGCUCACAUGCUCCAGAACCCAAGGAAACGGUACAAUCUUCUGAGCACAAACUCCAUCCUGAACUGCAUGAGGGAGCCUCCCGGAGCCGGUCACAGAGAGCUGAUGCUGCAGCAGGCCACUCAGUGCGUCAGUCAGCUGACCAGAAGAGCCGCAGCGCAGAGGAGGAACUACAUCCUCGAUCAGGCCAACAUUUAUCAGUCUGCCCGGCGACACAAGAUGCUGUGUUUCCAUGGUUACCGGCGAAGAGCGGUGGUGGUUCUUCCACCUGAUGAGGUGUGGAGGAGACGUCUGGUCCAGCGGCGAGAGCAGGAGGGCACGGCCCUUCAGGAAACGUCUCUUCUCAAAGCCAAAGUGAGCUUCACGCUGCCGGAGCAGGGAGAGCAUCUGGAUCAGGUGAUGUUCGCCGAGCUCAGCUCUGACGAGGCCCUGGAGCUCUUAACGCAUUAUAAAGAGGAAGCUCGCCGCCUCCUGCCCACUCCUCCCAAACGCAAAAAACACAGACCAGGAAGUCAAAACCGUCCCGUUCAUCAGUGUGGAUGGAGAGGAGGUCCAUUCGGCUCUCGCUGUACAUUCAGGAAAACACAGGGUCGGCACCCAUCUGCCUUGGGAUGCUCUUACGGCUGCAGCAGUGACCCACAGCGAUACAGGAAUUACUACAGACCAUACACGGGCCAGUGGAGCUUGUCUGAGCAAAACCAGAGCUGUUAUGGCGGAAAGGUCAUUGCUUCUAAUGAGGAGCCAGCUUGAGUCCCAAAAUGCAGUUUGUUUUUAACGGGUAGUUAAACCCAAAAACUGAACCUUCUUUCAUCAUGGCGCUGCUCAUACAUGUUUAUAUUCAUGUGUUAGAAUUAUCAGGGACUGUUCAAAUGUAUUUUUAGGGAUGUUUUUGAAUUUGAUACAGUUUUAUUCUGCUUUCUAAACACUGACUCGUGGUUGAUUUCAUCGACAGCCACAGAUUUUACCAUUAGCGACAUUUCUUAAAUUUCUACUUAUUCCGACUUUGAAAAGCCUCUCACUGUGAAUCCCAAACGGACACUUGCACCAAAUUAAAAGGUCUUAAGUCAUUUCUUUUUAAAUCUUUAUUGGUUUAAUAUAAAAAGUUGUUUCUUUAAAUUCUGUCACCAAGAAUAAAUUUCAAAAUUGAAGUCUGUCACAAAAAAAAAUACAUUUCUAUAGAAAACAAUGCAAAAUACACUUCACAUGUAAGUUCUUCUGUAUAUAUAUAUAUAUAUAUAUAUAUUAUGAAAAUUAUUAAAACUUUUAAUGGCCACCAUUAUACAAAAAGAAAAGAAAACCUACUGUUUUGUAACGUGUUUUUGCAACCUUUCAAACAAGUCCCUUCUACAAAACACUACUGUAUGCAGGACAAAAUAAACUGUUGGCCCUGAUAGAUCAUAAAAUAGAUUAAAAUAAUAGUAACCAGAAAGAAAAAUGUGCUCAACAAGAUUAGGAUGAGUUUGUUUCUUCAUCAGAUUUGGAGAAAUGUAGCAUUGCAUCACUUGCUCUCCAAUGGAUGUGAAUGGGUGCCGUCAGAAUGAGAGUCCAAACAGCUGAUAAAAACAUCACAAUAAUCCACAGCACUACAGUCCAUCUUGAGAAGAGAAAAGAUGCAUGUUUGUAAGAAACAAAUCCAUCUUUAAGACAUUAUUACCAAAAAUAAUCAUAACACUUCCUCCAGUGAAAAAAAAAAAGAAAAGAAAUAAAAAGUCUGGUCUGAAUCAUGAGAGAAAUCUGCACAGAUCAAGCACUCUUUACAAGCCAAAACAAAUAUGUGUGUGGAUUUUGAUGUGAGAGACAACAGGAGGAAGUGUUAUUAUGGAUUAUGGACUCAUAAUUUAGUGCAUUAAUGAUGGAUCUGUUUCUUACAAAUGCAUAGAAUUUGUUUUAAGAUGUUAACUGAUGGACUGUGGAUUACUGUAAUGUUUUUAUCAGCUGUUUGGACUCUCAUUCUGAAGGCACCCAUUCACAUGCAUUGGUGAGCAAGUGAUGCAAUGCCACAUUUCUCCAAACCUGAUGAAGAAACUCAUCUAUAUCUUGGAUGAUCCAAAGGGUACGCACAUUUUCAUCAAAUGUUCAUAUGUGAGUGAACUAUUUCUUUAAAUGGUGUGAUUACUCGUGUUUAUAUGACCUGCUUGCACAAUUAUUCAGAGGAUGCUGAGUAUCUGAUUGAAUUCAGCAAUCAGGCAUCACCCUCUGAUACAGCAGUACUGCACCCUUCGCUGAAGGACACAUCUCUGACCACAGGGGGGCGCACUCGUUCAACUGGAACAUUUUCUGUAGAAAAUAACAUAAAAAUGCAAUAAACAAUGUGUUUCGAAAUU